GGAGGGGCGAACAAAGACGGCCACGCCUACUGGGCGUUUCUCUAAUCUACUGCCACAAUGAGGGAACCCGUGAUCACAGUAAACACACAGCUACUAGACUGAGAAGCAUGAGCGUACUGAAUAGGGGUAAUCCUAGCAGUGAGUAUAUAACGCGAAUAACUAACUGCUGGUCAUGUCUUCAACGAGAAAACAGUAUUUUGCCGUUUGUUGUCUGGCUUUGAUGAUUGUUUGCUUAACGGUUGUGAUGAAGAAAUGGCACUUCGGGCUCAGAGGGGAUUUGGGGGAUGCUGCUCUGAACACGGGCUUGACUCCGCUACGUGGUGCAUUACUUCAGCACAUAAGAGACAGACAGCAGGAGAUUGCUCCGUUUUACACCUUAAAUCAUAGGCAUCGAUCAUUAGAAGUACAAGCGACUUUUCCCCACGCAGAUCUGCAGGCUUCGGGAGCAGAGAUUGGAUGCAGUGAUCUGAGCGGCUUGACAGUUGUGGACUUUCUUGGCGCCGGUUACACAAAAAUGGUGUUGAAAGUCGUUUUAGCGCAGGGUGUAGAAGUGGCGCUGAAAACCGUCAACAAUCAGGGGACAGACAUGAGAUCUUGUUUGGAGGAUUUCAGGGAUCCACAGGGCUGCCAGGACCUCGUGUCCUUCAAACUGAGAAAAGAGAUCAUCCUGCUGCAGAGACUACAGCACCCUAACAUUGUAAAGCUGAAAGGUCAGUGCCAGGACAGUGCCCUGGUGGGUGGCAUCACAGCAGUGCUGGAGCAGGGAACCCCAGUACAGAUGAUUCAGCUCCUGCAGAGCCCCUGGGAAGAGCGCUUUCGGGUGUGUCUCGGCUUGGUCAGGCUUCUUCACUAUCUGUCGCUUUCUCCUCUGGGCUCUGUGGCUUUGCUGGACUUCCAGCCUCGUCAGUUCAUCAUGGUGUCUGGCGAGCUCAAGCUGACCGAUCUGGAUGAUGCCAUUGUAACAGAGACACAAUGCAGGACAAGUUCAGAUUGUGUGCUGGAGUUUCCACUGCGCAACUUCACCUUCCCGUGCUCGGGCAGCGGAGUGUGCCAAGGCCUCAACGAGAUGAGGAACCUCUACAAUGCUUACAGAUAUUUCUUCAUCUAUCUACUGCCUCAUCAGGCUCCAACAAUUCUGAAACCUCUUGUGGAUCAGAUAAUGAAUACAACAGGGGAACUGAGACACAGUGUUAACAAAACACUAGAGGCUUUUGAAGAAGUCUUGCAUGUAUACAAAUCUGGGCUGCAUCUACAGAACAUGCCUUCAUCUGUAAUUAAAGACUAUGCUGUGCUGAAAGGCAUGGGUACAUCUGGAAAUAAGGAGUACAAGUGCUGGCCUUCCUACAACCAUCAAGGAUGCAUGCUGUCUGUGCACAGUGCUGCAGAGGCUGCCCACAUCUGCAACACUCACCCACAAUGCACCAGUUUCUCCCUCAGUGACCAAAAGACAUGGACAGGUCGACUUCUUGCCUCAUUCAGAAGUGGCUUCAGUCAUCUGGUUCCAGAUGUGAGCUCGACAGUCUACGUGAGGACGGCCAAAGCCUCGGCAGCUACUCUGUAAGAGGGGGAAAUAGAGAGCGAGACAGAAAGAGAGAUGCUGUGGGGGAGGGAGAACUAUGAAGUGAAUGAACGAGAUGUAUUUAUAGGCAUCACACUCAAAAGACUGUUUGAUCUGCCUGCCAAUGCUGCACGCUGCCAAGAAACGUCUAAAAGGAUUUCCCUUCAGGUAUAAUUACCUCUCCUUACACAAAAAGAAACACCCAGCCCUCUGUUUUUUGCCUUGUGCUGUUGUGUUUGUAUGGCACAGUCCAAUGAAAGGAUAUUGAGCCUAUUCUAUACAAGCUCUUACACAGAUUUACUUUGAUGUUAAUGGAGCCAGCAGUUCUGCGGCGUUGUGCUGCAUGCUGGUAUGCCUUAAACACAGUGUUGCAACAGGCAAGGAAAAAAGUACUGAAAUUACAGCUGUGUAGGAGCUGAGCUGUAGUUCUACAACUGAAUAGCUGUUUAGGAUCACUUUACUGAUCACUGCAGUUCAUUUUUAUUGUAGUUUAUUGUUAUUGUACAUUUUCAUCCAGUGGAUGUGAUUGAUUUAGUUGUUCUUUCAGAGAAAGAGUUACUGUUAUUUGACAUUUUUGACAUGUUGUGCAGUAUGUUUUUGUGUUGAAAGAAAUUAAUAAAAGUGUUUUGUUUUGUA
This is a messenger RNA of Pangasianodon hypophthalmus (striped catfish), 2194 nucleotides long. RefSeq names its product protein kinase domain containing, cytoplasmic b (gene pkdccb). NCBI's taxonomy places the organism in Eukaryota, Metazoa, Chordata, Actinopteri, Siluriformes, Pangasiidae. The transcript has 7 exons. Gene Ontology annotation, biological process: protein phosphorylation. The coding region runs from base 173 to 1561 and encodes 462 amino acids. The record is from RefSeq and is a predicted model, not a curated record. Gene Ontology annotation, molecular function: ATP binding; non-membrane spanning protein tyrosine kinase activity.